CAGUGGGAUGAUGGCUGUGUCACUGUUGCAUUGUAUUUUUUUCACACAAUAAUAUGGCUACAUAGCCUACUCUACAUUAGCAUGCAGUUUGUCAGAAUGACAAUCGUUUCUCCAGGUUCAGUGGUCUUAUCAAACUUGUCUUUGAAUGAGCAAUAUAUAUGAUUUUUAAUUUCGAAGUUGACCACCAACCAUUCUGUAGCAGGUAAUCAGUGAGAAUUGGUGACAGUGGCCACCGUGCUCGACAUCUCUCCACUAUCGGUUUAUGGAAAGUGGUGUUUGAGGCGGAUGAGAAAAUGGCGGCUUCCUGGGCGGCAUGAGAACAUGUAGCUUUUUCUCAUUUUUAUUUAGAAUUAUCCCGGGUUCAAAUAAUUAAAUUGAGUCCCGCUCUCGAGACUUCUGAUUAAAGUUACAACUUACGAAGAAACUGAAUCUACCGGCACCAUGGCAUCUGGGACCUCUGGCUCAGUUCUGCAGCCCCGGUGGAAGCGGGUGUUGGGUUGGUCCGGCCCUGUCCCUCGGCCCCGACACGGACAUCGUGCAGUUGCAAUCAAAGAAUUGAUGGUCGUUUUCGGGGGAGGAAAUGAAGGAAUUGUGGAUGAACUGCACGUGUAUAACACAGCAACCAAUCAGUGGUUCAUUCCUGCUGUCCGUGGCGACAUCCCGCCUGGCUGUGCUGCGUAUGGGUUCGUGUGCGACGGUACCAGGCUGCUGGUGUUCGGAGGGAUGGUGGAAUAUGGCAAAUACAGCAACGAUCUGUAUGAACUGCAGGCCAGUCGCUGGGAGUGGAAGCGUCUGAAACCCAAGUCUCCUAAGAACGGCCCUCCUCCCUGUCCCCGCUUGGGACACAGCUUCUCCCUGGUAGGGAACAAAUGCUUCCUGUUCGGAGGACUGGCUAACGAUAGUGAGGACCCCAAGAACAACAUCCCCAGAUACCUGAAUGAUCUGUAUACGUUGGAGCUGCGUGCCGGCUCCAGUGUAGUAGGCUGGGACAUCCCCAUCACCUACGGGGUGUUGCCCCCGCCCAGAGAGAGCCACACUGCCGUGGUCUACACAGAGAAGACCUCUAGCAAGUCCCGUCUGGUCAUCUAUGGGGGUAUGAGCGGCUGUCGACUGGGGGAUUUGUGGACCCUAGAUAUAGACACCCUGACAUGGAAUAAACCGUCGAUUAACGGGACAGCUCCUCUUCCCCGCAGUCUCCACUCUGCCACAACCAUCACCAACAAGAUGUACGUUUUCGGAGGCUGGGUUCCCCUGGUGAUGGAUGACGUCAAAGUAGCGACACACGAGAAGGAGUGGAAGUGCACCAACACACUGGCCUGUCUCAACCUAGACUCGAUGGCGUGGGAGUCGGUGCUGAUGGARUCUCUAGAGGAUAARAUCCCKAGGGCCCGGGCUGGACACUGCUCCGUYGCCAUCAACUCACGCCUCUACGUCUGGAGCGGCCGGGACGGAUACCGCAAGGCCUGGAACAACCAGGUGUGCUGUAAGGACCUCUGGUACCUGGAGACAGAGAAGCCCCGCCCCCCGUCACGGGUGCAGCUGGUGAGAGCCAAUACCAGUAGCCUGGAGGUGAGCUGGGGGGCGGUACCUACCGCAGACACCUACCUGUUGCAGCUGCAGAAGUACGAUAUCCCSCCCGCCUCAGCCACCACCACACCCGGUGUCAGCCCRGCGACGGCACUACCGGUCAACUCCCCCAAGAGCCCUGUCACAGCCUCCGCAGCGUCRGCACAGGGCCUGCCUCUCCAGGGCCUAACGCUGGUCCCCUCCCCCACCACCACCAUGCCUGGGAGUCCACUGGCUGCRGCGAAUGCACGCGGGCCAGCUAUCCUGAAGGUCUCUGCUCCACACACAACCACAGGCACCUCCAUCGUCACGGUGAGACAGGCCAACCAGGGCGGGAAAUCUCCCGUAACGGUGACAUCACUUCCUGCCGGGGUCCGCAUGGUGGUGCCGGCCCAGGGUGUACAGGGAACGGUAAAGGACUUACUGUGGUCUAUGUACCAAAUGCUACCCUAUUUCCUAUAGAGUACACUACUUUUGACUAGGGCACAUAGUUUAUAGUGUGAAUUCCCCUAUCACCCUCAUGCACUUAAGGAAA
Salvelinus sp. IW2-2015 is the source of this 2101-nucleotide messenger RNA. RefSeq names its product host cell factor 1. The record is from RefSeq and is a predicted model, not a curated record. Lineage: Eukaryota; Metazoa; Chordata; Actinopteri; Salmoniformes; Salmonidae. Gene Ontology annotation, molecular function: transcription coactivator activity; protein binding. Gene Ontology annotation, cellular component: histone methyltransferase complex. Gene Ontology annotation, biological process: regulation of DNA-templated transcription; chromatin remodeling.